GAACCACCCAAAGUGCAUUCAUUUCUCAUGUUGUCCUCUUCGCUCACAAUCAAAACCUUGUGGAUCUUUUAAACCCUUUUCUAUUCCUUCAUUCUCAUCACAAAUCACAAUUCACCAAACAUGAUCAAGAGAUCCAUACCACAUGAUCUUGAAGAGGUGCAUAACAUGAUGAAGAUGAAGAAAAAGAUCAAGAUAUCGGAUCAUGAUCCGACAUCUUUGCCGUCCAAGAGAACCGCUAACAGUGUAGCAGCGGUUCUGAUGGACGAAAACUUGUUAUUCGAGGUUUUAAAGCAUGUGGAUGCCCGGACGUUGGGUGCCGCCGCGUGCGUCAACACGCGGUGGCACCAAACCGCUCAGGACGAGCGGUUAUGGGAGCUGAUCUGCACCCGACACUGGGCUAACAUCGGGUGCGGCAGCGAUCAGCUCCGUAUCGUUGUUCUAGCGCUUGGAGGCUUCCGAUGUCUCCACUCGCAUUACUUGUUGCCGUUAUCUAAACCUUCCGCUUUGGUUGCAUCCUCUUCCUCUUCUUCUACUGUCGCCGCGGCCACCUCCUCAUCGGUGUGGCCGUGUCUGCCGCUACCGCCGCGCACGGUUACACCGACGAAACCUGCCGCGGCGGCGAAAACUCGUUGGGGAAAAGAUGAGAUCCAGCUCUCUCUAUCUCUUCUCUCGAUUCGUUACUUUGAAAAGUUGGGUUACAAUAACCGUAACAAAUGAAUUCCAAUGAAUGAAAAGAGAUGAUGAAUUAGUUGUUUGAUUUUUUGGUUUUAUAUUAUUGUUUGUAACUUUUGUAGUAAGAAAUAGUUGAUGGUGGUUAGACGGUGGCGAUGAAUGUUAAGUCCGGCGAACUUCCGGUUCUCCGCCACUAUCAACGGCGGUAUUUGGGGGUUGUCUUGUUGUGGGGGAAAAGAGGGCAGGUGGGAAAAUGAGAAGGUGGGUGAGAGUUUUGUCGUAUUCAUUGUUGGCAUUAUGUAUGAAAGCAAAAUAGAUAUAAAUGUUUCCACUACAGACAAAACAAUUAUUAUUUUAUUUAGUUUUUGUGAGUAUAUUAGUUUCUUUUAAUAUGUUUUAA
Molecule: messenger RNA, 1072 nt
Organism: Helianthus annuus (common sunflower)
Lineage: Eukaryota; Viridiplantae; Streptophyta; Magnoliopsida; Asterales; Asteraceae
Product: F-box protein GID2
Exons: 1
Coding region: 121-717 (198 amino acids)
Biological process (GO): regulation of gibberellic acid mediated signaling pathway
Cellular component (GO): SCF ubiquitin ligase complex
Molecular function (GO): protein binding
Source: RefSeq, a predicted model, not a curated record